This is a messenger RNA of Daucus carota subsp. sativus, 2554 nucleotides long. RefSeq lists its product as uncharacterized. Gene Ontology annotation, molecular function: serine-type endopeptidase activity. NCBI's taxonomy places the organism in Eukaryota, Viridiplantae, Streptophyta, Magnoliopsida, Apiales, Apiaceae. Bases 33 to 2342 code for a protein of 769 amino acids. The transcript has 11 exons. Gene Ontology annotation, biological process: proteolysis. The record is from RefSeq and is a predicted model, not a curated record. Gene Ontology annotation, cellular component: cytosol.
GAAUAUUCCAAAAAAAGAAAAUCGAAAAAGAGAUGUAUAGAUGUAUCCGGCAAAGUCGGUACACCACUGCCGUCCUCCUCACUCUCCCCUUAAAACCCAAAUUCCCCCUCACACUUCCCCUUACAAAACACUCCUCUUAUCUCUCUCCCCGAAAAAUCUCGUCUCUCUCGUUUCUCUCUUGUUCGCCUGCUGCAAUGUCGACGACGUCGUCUCCUCCGGUAGCGAAGAAAGUGCCGCACCAGAUGGAGAUGUUCGGCGAUGUGCGCGUCGACAAUUACUACUGGCUUCGCGACGAUUCUCGCUCCGAUCCCGAUGUUCUCGCGUAUCUCGACCAGGAGAAUGCGUAUACGGAGUCGAUUAUGUCUGGUACCAAACACUUGGAAAAGCAAAUUUAUGCGGAGAUAAGAGGACGAAUUAAGGAGGAUGACAUAUCUGCACCAAUAAGGAGAGGACCUUAUUACUACUAUAAAAAGACCAUGGAGGGGAAGGAAUAUGUCCAGCAUUGUCGACGUUCUGCACCUAAAGAAAGUGUAUCUGUUCAUGAUGUUAUGCCAACUGGACCUGACGCUCCUCCAGAACAUAUUAUCCUGGAUGAGAAUUUGAAAGCCAAAGAGCAUACUUUUUAUAAAAUUGGGGAAUUGAGAGUCAGUCCAAAUCAUAAGCUAGUUGCAUAUUCAGAAGACACUAAAGGAGAUGAAAUAUUUACUGUUCAUGUCAUUGAUGCCGAGACUGGUGAACCUGUUGGAAAACCCAUAGUAGGAGUGACGUAUGGACUGGAAUGGGCUGGUGAUGAAGCUUUGAUGUACAUAACAAUGGAUAGCACACUCCGACCAGACAAAGUAUGGUUACAUAAAUUGCAAACAGAGCAAGAUACCGACUCUUGCCUUUAUCAUGAGAAGGAUGAUAUGUUUAGUUUGGAUCUUGGGGCUUCUGAAAGCAAGAAAUAUAUAUUUGUUUCAUCCAACAGUAAAAUUACUGGGUUCGUCUUCUACCUUGAUAUUGCUAGACCGGAGUUGGGGCUUGUGACUUUGACACCUCGUUUAGAUGGUAUUGAUACAUCAGCGAGCCAUAGGGGCAACCACUUUAUCAUUACUCGGAGGAGUGAUGAGGUUUUUAAUUCUGAAGUGCUAGCCUGUCCUGUGGAUGAUACAUCAGCAACGACGAUACUUGUUCCUCAUCGAGAAAGUGUUAAAAUUCAGGAUGUACAUCUUUUUGCCGAUCACCUUGUUUUAUAUGAGCGUGAAAAAGCUCUUCAAAGAAUUAUUGUAUAUCAGCUACCAGCCAUAGGCGAACCACUUGAAGGACUUAAAGGUGGCCGUGCUGUUAAUUUUGUCGAUCCCGUAUAUUCUGUAGAUCCAGCAGAAUCACAGUUUUCUUCAAGUGUUUUACGAUAUGUUUACAGCUCGUUGAGAACACCUCUUUCUGUGUUUGACUAUGAUAUGAACACAGGAACAUCUGUCCUGAAGAAAACUGAAACUGUACUGGGAGGUUUUGAUUCAUCAAAUUAUGUUACUGAGAGGAAAUGGGCAACCGCUGAAGAUGGCACUCAAAUACCUAUAUCACUCGUGUAUUACAAGAAUCUUGUGAAGCUUGAUGGAUCUGAACCACUCUACCUGUAUGGUUAUGGUUCUUAUGAGGUUUCAAUAGAUCCCUCAUUUAACGGAUCAAGGUUGUCAUUAUUGGAUCGAGGAUUUGUUUUUGCCAUUGCUCACAUACGUGGAGGUGGUGAAAUGGGCAGGCAGUGGUAUGAAAAUGGAAAACUUUUGAAGAAAAAAAAUACGUUCACAGAUUUCAUUUCUUGUGCGGAGUAUCUGAUCGAGAAUAAGUAUGGAUCAAAGGAAAAACUAUGUAUUGAUGGAAGAAGUGCUGGGGGAUUGCUUAUUGGUGCUGUCCUUAAUAUGCGACCUGAUCUAUUUAAGGCUGCUGUAGCUGGUGUACCUUUUGUAGAUGUUCUGACUACAAUGCUUGAUCCCACUAUUCCUCUUACGACUAGUGAAUGGGAGGAAUGGGGAGAUCCUCGGAAAGAAGAAUUUUAUUACUACAUGAAAUCUUACUCCCCUGUUGAUAAUGUCAAGGCGCAAAAUUAUCCAGAGAUUCUUAUAACAGCUGGUUUAAACGAUCCACGUGUUAUGUAUUCUGAACCUGCAAAAUUCGUGGCAAAGUUAAGAGAUUUGAAGACCAGUGAUAAUUUAUUGUUGUUCAAAUGUGAACUUGGAGCAGGGCACUUCUCAAAAUCUGGAAGAUUCGAGAGGCUUGAGUUAGACUCCUUCAUGUACACUUUCAUCUUGAAGACGUUAAACAUGGUUCCUGAUGUUGGUGCGGAGAAGAACAGCUGUUUAUAAGCCUUGUAAUGAUCAGGAAGAAUUGAUUGUUUACAAGCCUUGUUGUACUGUUCAAUCCUCAUCCUGAGCAAAGAAGUCCUCAACUAUUAAAUUCAGCCACUGUGCUUUUUUUUUUUAUUGUUUUUUUUAUCAUUAUAUACUUUAAAAUACAAAAAUGUUCAGCAUCUUGACUUUAUUUCCAAUUAUUGUUAGCAUAAAUUUUUCCUUUUUAA